AUGGAUGCUGUAACCCAGAGGAUUCGUUGCCAAUUCUCGUACUACAUUCCUGACUUGGAGGAGAGAGAUCUAUUUACAAUCCACGAUUGUUCCAUUUGCAUAGGCAAUCUGCGUGUAAAAGCCUCUCUGUUUACCCUAACUACAAACGUUGCCACAAACGCAGUUGCCAGUGUUUCAUCCUUGGCACAGGCUGCUGCAAGUGACGCUUGCCAACGAGAUCAAGUAGUGACAUUCCAAACAUAG
Messenger RNA from Rodentolepis nana, 243 nucleotides. NCBI's taxonomy places the organism in Eukaryota, Metazoa, Platyhelminthes, Cestoda, Cyclophyllidea, Hymenolepididae. The record is from the annotation of a GenBank genome assembly.